Molecule: messenger RNA, 4153 nt
Organism: Callithrix jacchus (white-tufted-ear marmoset)
Lineage: Eukaryota; Metazoa; Chordata; Mammalia; Primates; Cebidae
Source: RefSeq, a predicted model, not a curated record
CCGGGCUCUGAGGGGAGGUGCUUGUCAGUGACAGUGUCUGACACACCCCAGCCCAGGUGCACAUGCCUUGCUGAGCCCCUGGGCACCACCCCCAAUUGCAGGCACACACACACAGGGGGAACAGUCCAUGCGCUGUGCAGACCAGAACCGCCCCACAAGGCCAGCCUCUCUUCAGUCCUCCACAUCUGGGGAGGAUUACUACCAACCCAGCAUUCUCAGGUGAAAAUAGAGGGAGAAUUAACAUCUAACUUGCAACUUUGUUCAUGUUCACGGUCCUGAAUUUUUUUUGUUGUUGUUUUUUAGAGACAGCGUCUCAUUCUGUUGGUCACCCAGGAUGGAGUACAGUGGUGUAAUCAUAGGUCACUGCAGCCUCAACCCCCUGGGCCUGAGCCUCAGCCUCUCAAGUAGCUGGGACUACAGGCAUGUGCCACCAUGCCCAGUUAAUUUUUAAUUUGUUUUUAUGGAAACAGGGUCUCACUUUGUUGCUCAGGCUGGUCUUGAACUCCUGGCCUCAAGCAAUCCUUUCAACUCAGCCUCCUGAAGUGCUGGGAUUACAGGCGUGAAUGAGGACCCGGUGUUCUGAAGACCCUCCUUUCCUGUUAUCAUGGGUCUCCAACUAGAGCGUGACUUCCUGAAUGAGAUGACAUGGAUGGCCCUUGUGUUUCACCUGUCUCGGAAAGUAACAUCUCUGGUCCCUGAGAGCUGCCUGCUGAUUUUGCUGGGCCUGGUGCUAGGGGGCAUUGUUUUGGCUGUGGCCAAGAAAGCUGAGUACCAGCUAGAGCCGGGUACCUUCUUCCUCUUCUUGCUGCCUCCUAUUGUGUUGGACUCGGGCUAUUUCAUGCCUAGCAGGCUGUUCUUUGACAACUUGGGUGCCAUCCUCACCUAUGCCGUGGUAGGCACACUCUGGAAUGCCUUCACAACAGGUGCUGCCCUCUGGGGCUUGCAGCAGGCUGGACUUGUGGCCCCUAGGGUGCAGGCUGGCUUACUGGACUUCCUGCUGUUUGGGAGCCUCAUCUCGGCGGUGGACCCCGUAGCAGUGCUAGCUGUCUUUGAGGAGGUGCACGUCAAUGAGACUCUCUUCAUCAUUGUCUUUGGCGAGUCCCUGCUCAACGAUGCAGUCACCGUGGUGCUGUACAAGGUCUGCAACUCCUUUGUGGAGAUGGGCUCUGCCAACGUGCAGGCCACUGACUACCUGAAGGGAGUCGCCUCCCUGUUUGUGGUCAGUCUGGGCGGGGCAGCCGUGGGCUUAGUCUUUGCCUUCCUCCUGGCCCUGACCACACGCUUCACCAAGCGGGUCCGCAUCAUCGAGCCGCUGCUGGUCUUCCUCCUCGCCUAUGCAGCCUACCUCACUGCUGAAAUGGCCUCACUGUCCGCCAUUCUUGCGGUGACCAUGUGUGGCCUGGGCUGUAAGAAGUACGUGGAGGCCAACAUCUCCCAUAAGUCACGCACAACUGUCAAAUAUACAAUGAAGACUCUAGCCAGCUGUGCUGAGACCGUCAUCUUCAUGCUGCUUGGCAUCUCAGCUGUGGACUCUUCUAAGUGGGCCUGGGAUUCUGGGCUGGUGCUGGGCACCCUCAUCUUCAUCCUGUUCUUCCGAGCCCUCGGCGUAGUCCUGCAGACCUGGGUGCUGAAUCAGUUCCGGCUAAUCCCUCUGGACAAGAUUGACCAAGUGGUGAUGUCCUAUGGGGGCCUGCGGGGGGCUGUGGCCUUUGCUCUCGUCAUCCUACUGGAUAGGACCAAGGUCCCUGCCAAGGACUACUUUGUAGCCACCACUAUUGUGGUGGUCUUCUUCACAGUCAUCGUGCAGGGCUUGACCAUCAAGCCACUGGUCAAAUGGCUGAAGGUGAAGAGGAGUGAGCAUCACAAACCUACCCUGAACCAGGAGCUGCAUGAGCACACUUUUGACCACAUUCUGGCUGCAGUGGAGGACGUUGUGGGGCACCAUGGCUACCACUACUGGAGGGACAGGUGGGAGCAGUUUGACAAGAAAUACCUGAGUCAGCUGCUGAUGCGACGGUCAGCCUACCGCAUCCGGGACCAGAUCUGGGAUGUGUACUACAGACUCAACAUCCGGGAUGCCAUCAGCUUUGUGGACCAGGGAGGCCACGUCUUGUCUUCUACAGGUCUCACUCUGCCCUCUAUGCCCAGCCGCAAUUCUGUGGCAGAGACUUCUGUCACCAACCUGCUGAGGGAGAGUGGCAGUGGAGCAUGUCUGGAUCUGCAGGUGAUUGACACGGUACGCAGCGGCCGGGAUCGCGAGGAUGCUGUGAUGCAUCAUCUGCUCUGCGGAGGCCUCUACAAGCCACGCCGUAGGUACAAAGCCAGCUGCAGUCGCCACUUCAUCUCAGACGAUGCGCAGGAGAGGCAGGACAAGGAGGUCUUCCAGCAGAACAUGAAGCGGCGGCUAGAGUCCUUCAAAUCCACCAAGCACAACAUCUGCUUCACCAAGAGCAAGCCACGACCCCGCAAGACUGGCCGCAGGAAGAAGGAUGGUGUGGCGAAUGCUGAGGCUACAAAUGGGAAACCUCGAGACCUGGGCUUUCAGGACACAGCUGCUGUCAUAUUAACUGUGGAGUCUGAGGAGGAGGAGGAGGAGAGCGACAGUUCAGAGACAGAGAAGGAGGACGAUGAGGGCAUCAUCUUUGUGGCUCGGGCCACCAGUGAGGUUCUCCAAGAGGGCAAGGUCUCAGGAAGCCUUGAGGUGUGCCCGAGCCCACGAAUCAUUCCCCCCUCCCCAACAUGUGCAGAGAAGGAGCUCCCCUGGAAGAGUGGGCAAGGGGACCUGGCAGUAUACGUGUCCUCGGAAACCACCAAGAUUGUGCCUGUGGACAUGCAGACGGGCUGGAACCAGAGCAUGUCAUCCCUGGAGAGCCUAGCAUCUCCUCCCUGUAACCAGGCCCCAACUCUGACCUGCCUGCCUCCCCAUCCACGGGGUGCUGAAGAGCCCCAGGCCCCUCUCUACCCGCCUUCUGAUCCACGCCCUAGCUUCGCCUUCCCCCCGAGCCUGGCCAAGGCUGGCCGCUCUCACAGUGAGAGCAGUGCUGACCUCCCACAGCAGCAGGAGCUGCAGCCUCUUAUGGGCCACAAGAACCACACCCAUCUCAGCCCAGGCACCGCUAACUCCCACUGGUGUAUCCAGUUCAACAGAGGCAGCCGGCUGUAGCCCAGGGUCUUGGGGAGGAGCAGGAGGUGGAAUCCCUGUGGGAAAUGCUCCCUGGGUGAUGGGUAGAAUCCUUGCAACUUGACAUGAAGCCAGAGGGGUCUGGGCUGAAGUAGCAAUUGAGCUUCCUUGGGGCUGGUCAGAGGGGUCACCUGAGCUGGUCCUCACAGGGGCCUUUCUCGCCACCUCCCUGCUCUUAAUCCCUGCCACCUUCCAUUUCAGUAAGGCCUCUACUCUGGCUCCGGAUCCAGUCCAGGCCUUCUAGGGACUAGGUCCAGAGACUUGGGUUGCUGGUCCCCCUUCCCUAGUGGGUUUUCCCGGAGACUCUAUAGACAGCUGCUCCUGCCCCAAAAGCUAGGGCAUCAGUCCUCAGUGAAUGCCAGCCUUCCCUGUCCCCAUUCCCUCCCCAGCACUGGGUCACUGGCGCCCUGGCAGUGAGGCUCUGUGAGGGGCUGGCCCUCAGAGGAACUGGAGUAGGAGGUGGGGCAGGCUUCAACCUUGGGCUUUGCUGCCCUGCUGGGUCAGCUACCCAUAGUCCAUUUUUUUUUAGGGCAGUAGGAACCUCUGCUUCCAAUUCCUGCUUUAGCCCCUUCCAUUUGCUGUCAGGUAUUGGGGUAAUAGUUCCUCCUUUUCUAAGACCAAGGCUGGGGGCUGGGACAGACUUCAGUUCAAGGCUGCUGCUGAGCUGGGGUCAUUCUGGGAUCUGCUGCUCUGGGUCCAAGUCUGGACCUUUCUGAUCCUUGGGUCUGGGUUUUUUGAGGAGGAGACAUAGUGGCCUCUGGGCUGUCAUGUCACCACCUGAACAUUCCCCAGAGAAGGAACCCAGUAUCUCAGGGCUACUGCUCCAUUGCUCUGGGGGCUGGGAUGCCUGGCUAAGCUGGGACGCCUGGCUAAGCAGGGGCUGACUGGGUAGCAGGUGAUUUUCCAGGGGUUAGCACCUGCCUUGUGUUUUGUACCUUGAACCUAAGACACAUUAAACAUCUCUCAGAUGGA